AUGAAUAUCUCCAAGAGAAAGAAGAAAAAAGAAGAUCAUGAUGAGGAGCAACAUAUCAUCAGUUGUAAUAUACCCGAUGAUAUGGUAAUUGAGAUAUUAAGAAGAGUACCUUGCCAAGAUUUGCUAGAAAAUUUAACGUUGGUAUGCAAGAAAUGGUAUACCAUUAUCAACAAUGGGAGCUUUGCUUACUCACACCUUGAACACACAAUUAAAAAAUCAAUAUCAUUCUCUCAACUUAAGGCUCUUGUUAUCUCCACAUCUGAUGGAAAAUCUGUCACUGUUUCUUCCUUGGAAUGGAAUAAUAAUUUCAAAGACCAACCAUUCGGAAACUUGAGGAGCAAACCCAUAGAUUUGUUCACGAUUGAAUAUGUGUCAGGGACAGGUAUUUAUCAGAUGUUGUUCCAGAAGGCAAAUUGUCUGAAUGGUUUUGUUUGUUUUUGGAGUGGACAUCAUGCUCGUUUUCAUAUUUAUAAUUCGAUGACUAUGGAAUAUAUCACCACUCCGCCAAAUCCAUACUGGCGCCAAGAUACACGUACUAUAACGGGGCUUGGAUUUUGCCCAAUUUCAUAUGAGUACAAAGUAGUCGUUGUUCAACGUCAAUUUCAAUUUGGGAAACCACCAUCCAAACAGGGGGUUAAUGGUUCGAUUUCAACUGUUAACGGAUAUGACCAAUCAUGGAGGUCUUUGAAAUGGAAUCAUAGUUCACUUGGACCGGAUGGUUGGUCAACGGCAUGUGUAAAUGGGAUUUUAUAUUGGUGUACAAAGAGUAUUCACCACGAUCCACAUCAUCAUAAAGUCAAGAGUGAUACAACAACACUUGUUGCUUUCGACGUAGCUAAGGAAGAAUUUGAUCUGAUUGAGGUACCAAUAGAAAGCCUUGAAGACAAUGUAAGUAUAGAGGAAAAGGCAGGAAAGAUUUGUUUGGUGACCAAAACAAUGUGUCUAAAUUUCAGUAGUAUCUUGUUCAAGGGAUAUAUUGCUCAUAAUAAUGAUGAUCUAGGAAGCUUAAAUUCAUGGAUGUUAGAGUUUAGUGUGACAAUUUAUGAUCAUAUAUACGACGGCAUAGAGGGAGUGUGUCACAUGAUCUUUACCAAUGAAAUUUUGAUAGUUGACGCAGGUGAGACGAUGAGUUUUUUCGAUGUUGAAACUGGAAAGUUGUUGAACGAAUUUCAAAGAUCGGGUUUACAAGCUUCAAUGUUAAUACCUUAUGUACCAAGUUUGGUAGCUCUUCACCAUUACCCAAUAAGAGAAAAAAUUACUUGA
Lycium ferocissimum is the source of this 1263-nucleotide messenger RNA. Its product is annotated as putative F-box protein At1g32420. The transcript has 2 exons. The record is from RefSeq and is a predicted model, not a curated record. NCBI's taxonomy places the organism in Eukaryota, Viridiplantae, Streptophyta, Magnoliopsida, Solanales, Solanaceae. The coding region runs from base 1 to 1263 and encodes 420 amino acids. Gene Ontology annotation, molecular function: protein binding.